Molecule: messenger RNA, 2738 nt
Organism: Malaclemys terrapin pileata
Lineage: Eukaryota; Metazoa; Chordata; Testudines; Emydidae
Gene: NIF3L1
Product: NGG1 interacting factor 3 like 1
Exons: 7
Coding region: 1142-2275 (377 amino acids)
Cellular component (GO): mitochondrion; cytoplasm
Source: RefSeq, a predicted model, not a curated record
AUAGAACUCAGAUCUCUUGAAUCCCAAUUUCCCAAAUUAACCAUUAAUGAAUACUCUCUUCAUAUUCAAAGCACUCCACAAACAUUAAUUAAUCCUAAAACUAAUUUUCACAAUGGAAAGAGGCAUCAGAGCAGAUUUUACAUAACUCAAAGAAUCACUCAUCAGUAUAUCUGGCUCAGUGCUGGGUCCCAACUGAGCAAAGACUGAAGGGUACCAAAUUAAGUGUGAUUCUUUUGGGGAUUCUGGCAAGUGGGAACUGAGGAUAGUAUCAGCAAGUUUAUUUCACUUUCAAGCAGGGGCUUAGGAGGGGAAAGAGAAGGGGCACAAAAGCAUUUUAAGGCUGCAUUCUUUACAAAUGGAAGCUCCUGGGCUUCACUUGUCAGAGAGUUCCUUUCGCUCAUCAUCAUAUUGCAUUGCCCUAGGUCACUUUAGCUCUUAUCCCACAACACACUGAUUUCUACUAGGCCCAUCUUCCCUCUGCCCCUAUUACUUGUGGAAUAACAGGAGCAAAAGGAAGUUAGUGAAUGCAUGGUCAUCUAGUAUUCCUGAACAGUAGCUGUGCACAGACAUGAACAUUUAUAUUACCUGUGUGACAGAAUGUACCUGUGUCCACACCCCACAUCCUGUUGUAAUAAUCUUUGCACAAAGCAUACCCUUACAGAAUCAUUUAAGAACUCAUAAUUUCCUGGUCAUUAUCAUCCUGAUAAAAUGUGUGGCAACAUUGCAUGUGAAGUCAUGAGAUUCCACUGUAAUGUGUUAUUAAUUCAUGUUCCAAACUGAGGUUGGCAAACAGGUCUGUCUCAAACAAAAGAAUGUGUGCUCUGCUUAAUUUGCAUGUAAACAGUAAACAAAGUAAUCAAACAGGAAGGGAAACAAAGGGCACUCAAACAAGUGAGGAAAAAGUAGCAAAGAACAUCCUGCCCUAUAGAUUCUUUGUCUCCUGAAUUUCAUCUGGAAAUGUUUUUCAAAAGGGGGACUGACACUAUAAAAAGGAAGGACGAACACCCUAAGAUAUCCCGUCUCUCUUUGCCCAUCAAUUCACAGCACCCAAAGGAAUAAAGGAAGUAGACAUUGGACUGGAGAAGGAGUCCUGACCUAAGGAGUUUGGUCCGUAAGACUGCUGAAAACAUGUGAUAUAUGCAUGCUGCUGUCCUGUGUGCACCUGAUUCGCCGACCUCUCCAGUGCAUCCAGCCUUUGCUUGUCUUGCCUUCACGCUCCUUCAUGGAUCUAAAAGCUCUAGUUUCCUCCUUGAAUGACUUUGCUUCACUCUCUCUGGCUGAAAGCUGGGACAAUGUAGGACUACUGGUAGAACCGAGCCCACCCCAUACUGUGAGCACACUCUUCCUAACUAAUGACCUUACAGAGGACGUAAUGCAGGAGGCAUUGCAGAAGAAGGCCGAUCUUAUCCUCUCUUACCACCCACCCAUAUUCCGAGCACUCAAGCGCAUAACAUGGAAAACCUGGAAAGAGCGUCUUGUGAUCCGGGCUUUGGAAAACAGAGUUGGCAUUUACUCUCCACACACAGCAUAUGAUGCCAUACCUCAUGGAGUCAAUAACUGGCUAGCCAAAGGACUUGGUGUCUGUACCACUGUCCCACUACACCCAUCAGUGGCUCCCAGCUACCCAACUGAGGGCACUCACCGAGUGGAAUUCAGUGUGGACCAUACUGAGCACCUGGAGACAAUUCUAUCUAGCAUGCGAGGGAUCCCAGAGAUUUCAUCUCUCAUUACUCUCCCUGCCAGGGCUGAAGGUGAGGAGCAGACACGAGUCAGUUUGAACUGCACCCAGAAGGCGCUGCUGGAGGUGGUGGCAUUAUUGUCACGGAACACCCUUUAUCACAAGACUGAAAUAAUGUUAUUACAGAAGCCUCUGCUUCCACAUACUGGAAUGGGACGCCUAUGCACGCUGAGCGAGCCAGUCUCCCUGUCAGCCUUGACUGAACGAAUCAAAAGCCACCUAAGGCUGCCUUACAUACGCCUGGCCCUGGGAACGGGGAAGACAUUAGAAGCCAACGUGAAGGUGGCUGCUGUGUGCGCUGGCUCUGGGAACAGUGUCCUGCAGGGUGUGGAAGCCGACCUCUAUCUCACUGGAGAGAUGUCCCACCAUGAAGUACUGGAUGCUGUUGCCAAAGGGAUAAGUGUGAUUCUGUGUGAGCACAGUAACACUGAGCGAGGCUUUCUGUCAGAGCUGCGAGAUAUGCUGGCUACACACUUAGAGAAUAAGAUCACCAUCAUUGUGUCAGAGAGCGACAGAGACCCUCUUCGGGUGGUAUAGAAGAAAGCAAGGGUUGCAGCAUGGAGUCCAGAGUUUGUGUCCCACACAGACUUAAUGCACGUGCAAAUUUGAUUAAGAUGUUCUGAACUGGUGCAGUCCCGAAUAACUGUACAAUACAUUCCCCAAAGUGUGGGAGAGGUAAACUAUCUGUCAGGUAAAGAAGGUUAAUUUUGGGCUGAAAAACUAUUUCCUUAAGUUUACUACUUGCUGUAUUCAGUAGGGAUGGGAUAAUGAGACUGUAACCGAGUAAUCCAGCAAGAACAAUAUAGAUUGGUAACAUCAAGCCUCUGUAGCUUGGUUUCAUAGCCCCACCAGUACUAGAAUAUGUCCCUAAUCAUUAGUACAAAAGUGACUUACAUUUUAGGGAGUGGAACUCCUGUUAACAUUUCAUUAACUAUUUACAGAUUGUUGACUCUAAAUACUGCUAAUGCACAGCAAACUGAAUAAAAAAUGUGGAACAAAA